CUCCCCCUGACCACCGCCCAAACACUCAACAUCGUAGCCCACCAAGACGAUGACCUCCUCUUCCUCUCCCCGGACCUACUCCACACCAUCGAAUCCACCACCCCCUCGACUCCAGUACGCACAAUCUUCCUAACAGCCGGCGACGCAGGCGACCCAUCAACAAGCUACUGGAGCGCGCGCCAAAGCGGCUCGCAAGCCGCCUACGCACGUAUGGCCAACUUGCCCAACGAAUGGACGCAAUCCACCCUCUCAUUUCCCGACACCGAUUCCUCGAUCUCAAUCCCUCUAUUCACACUGACCGCCAACCCGUCCAUCUCCCUCGCCUUCCUCCAGUUACCAGACGGCAACCUCCACGGCGAAGGCUUCCCAGUGACAGGCAACGCAAGCCUCGAGCAACUGUGGCACAACGAGGUUGCCUCCAUCACAAGCAUCAACCCGGACACCAAGACAACAUACACGCGGGACACGUUGCUAAGCACUCUCAGUGCCGCCAUUGCGUCCUUCCGUCCGAUGCGUCUUAAUACCCAAGAUUUCACUCGGGAGUUUGACGCUGUUACGCCCGGUGGGACCUGGACAGACCAUAGCGAUCAUAUCGCUGCCGCGAAGUUCGCGCAGGAGGCUGCGGCUGGGUCUGGGGUGCAGGUCGAGGUUGUCGGGUACAUGGGGUAUCCUGUUUUGGAUGCGCUGAAGGAAGGCGGGAAUGUGCGUGGGGCAGAUUUGCUGGAGAAAGAGUUUGUGUUCUAUACGUAUGCUCUGGGGGAUUAUAGGACUUGUCGCGAUGAGAGUGGGUGUCGCGGGGGUAAUGAGGAGGGGUGGCUGGCUAGGCAGGUUGUUGUCGCUUCCUCCUCUUCUGCUGGGCAGGGUGAGGUGGUGGCUAGUGCUGAAGUUGUUGAUGGAGAUGUUGUGUCUGGUGGUCUGGGGGCGCAGUGGGGGUUUGUCACGGUCGGGGAUAAGGUUGUCCUGGACGGAGAGGGCAGUUAUGCUGGCCAGGAGUAUGAGUGGCGGCAGGUGGAGGGAGCGCAGGCGCAGAUUGAGAAUGCGGACAGCCAGAAGGCGAGGGUUACGGUGCCUUCUGUUGCUGUUGGGGAGCGGUUGGCGUUCGAGUUGCUGGUGGCUGGCGAUGAGGUUAAGAGUACACCCGCUAGAGUCACGUUGUUUGUCGUCCCUGGGGAGAAUGUCUCGGCGCAUGCGAGUAAUGUGACGGCGUCGUCGGAGAAUGGUGCUGACGGACAGGCUGCGCUCAAGGCUGUGGAUGGCUUUGUUGGGGGGUAUCCUGGGGAUGCAUCGGUUGAGUGGGCGACGACAGGUGGGAAAGAAGGCAGCUGGUUGAGGCUGGAGUGGGAUGCUCCGCAGAAUGUUUCCCAGGUCUAUUUGUUCGAUCGGCCGAACACUCAGGACCAAAUCACUGGCGGUGUGAUUGAGUUCGAUGAUGGCAGCAGUGCUGGCUUUGCUGCCCUCACCGGUUACGGUGCGCCGAACAGGGUGGACUUCGAGGAACGGUCGACUCAUAGUCUGACGGUCAGGGUCACUUCGGUCAGUGAAACAACAGGGAAUGUGGGACUGGCGGAGAUUAAGGUGUUCUAA
This is a messenger RNA of Aspergillus homomorphus CBS 101889, 1584 nucleotides long. RefSeq lists its product as uncharacterized. The transcript has a single exon. Gene Ontology annotation, biological process: GPI anchor biosynthetic process. Lineage: Eukaryota; Fungi; Ascomycota; Eurotiomycetes; Eurotiales; Aspergillaceae. Gene Ontology annotation, molecular function: N-acetylglucosaminylphosphatidylinositol deacetylase activity. The record is from RefSeq and is a predicted model, not a curated record. Gene Ontology annotation, cellular component: endoplasmic reticulum. The annotation marks the transcript as partial.